AUGAUCACACCCACUUUUAAAGUAAAUCAAGACACCGAUAGUAUUACUAUUAUCAUCAACACACCAUAUGUCAGAGCUCAGGAUGUCGAUCUUCAUGUUCAAGGCAAUGAAUUUCGGUUUUUCUUACGACCUUACUUUUUACGACUGUAUUUGCCUGGAUCCAUUGUAGAAGAUGACGACUCAAAAGCUUCAUACGAUCCGUCGUCUGGUCAGUUUACUGUUCGUGUGUCCAAGGAAACCAAAGGCGAAGUUUUUCCUGAUCUUGACUUGUUAACUAAACUUCUUGCUCGAAAGGGCGAAACUUCUCGUGAUGGUCCCAAGAAACCUUUGAUCGAGGUGAUCUCUAGUCAAACAAACAAUGAUGAUACCAUGGAAGAUAAUAUGAAUGAUACGGCCCCUACUGCUGAAUUACAGGAUGCUGUCGACUUUAAUUGGGAAUUACCACAAGCAUUACCUCAAGAUGAUCUUUCGAUCCACACAGCUUAUGGGUUCAAUAAUCAGUACAAUGGAUACUUUACACAUGUCAACGAAACGGCCAACGAAAUCAAUGCAGUACGUGAACCAGAAAAAUCAAAUAUGGAAUCAAGGCGUAAUGAUCGUUUAGAACAAGAAAAUAAUAAAUUUGAUGAAGAUCAUUAUGCAAUGGACUAUAUCAAUCAGGACGAAAUGCAACAUGUUCUUCAAUACAAGACAAUUUGGGCAAAGGAACUGAAACGGAUACAAAAGCUAGCGAAAGAAUCUGUUGGGCAAAACAAAGUGAAAUUAUCGGAAAAGGAUCAAACUAUGAUGCGGGAUUUGCCAAACAAAGAAUAUCUUUUAUCUAAUGAAAAAACGACCUAUCUUGGUUUAGUGGAUCUUCUUUUUGCUUAUUCUUAUAAUCAUCGUGUGUCUGAAGGGGAAAACAAUGUGGAAUCUGUAUGGUGUAUUGGAAAACUGAGUUCAACCUUGGCUUCACUGGAGGUAAGUGGUUGA
Molecule: messenger RNA, 972 nt
Organism: Halteromyces radiatus
Lineage: Eukaryota; Fungi; Mucoromycota; Mucoromycetes; Mucorales; Cunninghamellaceae
Product: SHQ1 protein-domain-containing protein
Exons: 6
Coding region: 1-972 (323 amino acids)
Biological process (GO): box H/ACA snoRNP assembly
Cellular component (GO): cytoplasm; nucleoplasm
Source: RefSeq, a predicted model, not a curated record